AUGAACGGAUUCAACUUCCCGCCGCCGCCGGACGAGCCCGUCCCCGUGGUCUCCCGCGACAUCAGGGCGAAGCGCAUCGUCCCGUCGCCCCGCAAGGCGCCCACGGUCCGGAGCGGCAAGGGCUCCAUCUUCGGCAAGGCCUCGAUCCCCUCCGUCUACUGGGCCGGCGACGACCCGACGCCGCUCGCCGACGAGGAGCACACCUUCUACCGCGAGGGCACCCCGCCGCCGGACGAGAAGGGCGCCGCGGCCGCCGCACGCAAGCGGGGGCUGAGCCUGUACGACGAGGAGAGGAGGGCGCGCCGGGAGAGGAGGGAUCGGAAGUGCUGCGGGCUGAGGAUGUGGGUUUUCUGGCUGCUCGUCGGCCUGCUGGUCCUGGUGGUUCUCGGGGUCGGAGUCGGUGUCGGCGUGGGUGUCGGUGCGGGAUCGAAGGCAAGCCAGGCGGAUGGGAGCGCGGCGCGGACUAGCUCCGCGACACCUACGCCGAGGUCGAGCGUCUCCGCCGGUUCUUCGGCUUCGGGCACGACCGUGGCAAGUCCCACGGCAUCCCCGACCACCAUCAGCUCCAGCGCAUCCACGACGCUCGCGACUUCGACGAGGGCCUCCUCGACAAAGGCGUCAACCCCGACCGCAACCUCCGGGCCCACUGCCCUCUGCCCGGACGCCGACAACACGUUUUACAGCCCAACCGGCUCGGACAAGAAGUUCCUGCGCGUGUGUGGCAUCGACUUCACCGGCAACGAGGCGAUCGACAUGUCCAACUUGUUGACCAGCAGCAUGGGAGAGUGCAUGGACGUGUGUUCGAAGACGGCGCAGUGCACCGGUGCCGGGUGGGGGAAUGUCACCACCGGCGAGGGCACGAUGGAGCUGAGGUGUUGGCUGAAGAGGGAUUUGAAGUCUUCGCAUAACGCGAAGGCGGGAUGGAACUUCGCCAUCUUGCAAUGA
This is a messenger RNA of Colletotrichum karsti, 945 nucleotides long. RefSeq lists its product as uncharacterized. NCBI's taxonomy places the organism in Eukaryota, Fungi, Ascomycota, Sordariomycetes, Glomerellales, Glomerellaceae. Bases 1 to 945 code for a protein of 314 amino acids. The transcript is spliced from 2 exons. The record is from RefSeq and is a predicted model, not a curated record.